Messenger RNA from Striga asiatica, 890 nucleotides. NCBI's taxonomy places the organism in Eukaryota, Viridiplantae, Streptophyta, Magnoliopsida, Lamiales, Orobanchaceae. The record is from the annotation of a GenBank genome assembly.
AUGGAUUCCGAUAAGAUCCAUGGCCGGAGAAAAUUCUCCUCCUGUUUCAACCCAACCGCCGCCGAGGACGCACCGCCCGACGACGGCAACAGCCGCCGGAAAAAGAAAAAGGCGCGCCGCAGCCUCUCCGGCUUUAUGAAGGCGGUUUUCUUCAAAAUGCCGUUGUGGAAAACGCUCCGAAUGAAGAGGUGGAAGCGCGAUUCCUACCGAUCAAACAAUGGCAUUCCCACCAAAAAGCCGAUGACGAAGAAAAAAAUGCCACCUUGGAAGAUUUUUUCCGACCUAGAUGAAGAAACUUCUUCCAGUGGGGAAAAAUCCGGCCGUUUAUCCUUAUUCUCGUCCACAUCAUCCUUGCGCUUGUCCUCGAUAUCAUCAAACUCAAGCUCGGGAUCCGAAAGAGGUAAGAUCAUGUCCAAUUGCCUCGAGUCGAGCCAGACGAGCACGAAUAUCAACAUCAGACAACAUGCCAUGAAAUUGGUCAACAUUAGCAAGUCAUGUGAUUGUAGAGGAUUGAUGUUCAUUAUUUUGGUUUGUUUGGUGGCUUUGAUUUUUUGUGGCAAGGCUUUUGCUAUAGUGACUUGUACCUCGGCGUGGUUGUUCUUGGCGCCCCGACGGGCCGGGCCCAAAUGCAAGGGCCCGCGGGCUAACGACGCGGAGGAUUCGAAGGAGUACAAGAAAAGGGUGAUCAUGGAAGGGUUCUUGGAGAGGAAUGAAAAGUCUAGAGUGGUACCAUAGGAGAUUUUGAAGGAGUGUUAGAAGGAUAUUUGUUUUGAUUUUUGUAUUAAGUUGUAGUCAAUGUUUUUUUGUUUAGUUGUUUGCUUGAGAGAUAUAUAUGUAUACUUUUUUUCUUUGUUCUCUAGAUUCAUCACUUUUUGUUAGCUUGAUUUUUG